GGCUAACAAAUAACCCAAAUAAAGGUAAAAGUGAUAAAACUACAAUAGUUUCUUUAAAAUAGCAUAACAAGGAAGCUUAUUUAAGAUGCAAAUGAUCCAAAUAUGUAUACCAAUUCGUUUAUAUACAAAUAUAACGAUUUUAAUCUAAUAAAGACGCAUACAGGCAAACAUUUUAAAUAUUCCAGAUUCCAGAAUUAUGAUGUAUUUAUGAAAUAAAGUAUUAUUAUUUAUGUAGUUUCUUUUAAAAGAUUUUCUUUGUUAAAAUAAUGUCAAAAUUUAUUUUACGUUUUGAAAAAAUUAUAACUACAUUACCCAGAGUUCUAUGGUAGUUUUCUGAUUGGGUGAUACGGAGGAGGCGUUUGUGAUGUAAUCCAACGGCGCGCAAAGCGAGUUGCACCCGGAUUCAUGGCGAUUCGCACGUUUUAUCUCCGAUAAACUUAUUUUUCGACUUCUUUUUAAAAUAUUUUACGUUUAAAAUCUUUAAUUUGACGACGACACAUUCACCCUUUUCACUUAACAGCGGCUUUCCCUAUGUGUUUCUCAGUGAAAGCUAAGCUAAUGUUUGUACUAGUUUGUUUAAAAGUUUAGCUAGCUUCUCACUGGGUCAGCUGCGUUUAAUUAGAUAGAACUGAGAGGAGCAGAAUGACAGGACUGUUGGAGCAUCCAGGAUACGACGAGGAGAGGCUGAGGAGAGCCGCAGAGCAGCUGUCCUGCAGGGAGCUCCAGGCCGGGAUGUUGCUGUCUCUAAUGGGAGAGCCACAGCAGUACUGCUACCCUUCAAUCUUCAUCUACGGUCAUCGCGCUUCAGGAAAGAGCCAUGUAAUAAAUGUUUUGAUGAAGGAGCUGGAGCUGCCUCACGCCACGGUCAGCUGUGUCGAAUGCGUUUCUGUUGCGCUGCUGUUUGAACAAGUGCUGCACUCCUUCUUCGGAUGCGAUGUGGCCUCGCUGCUCCCCCGCAGUCCCUCCCUCACCGACUUUGUGCGCAUUUACCGCCAGCAGUCGCCCGCCCAGCAAACGCGAUACGUCGUUGUGGAAAAAGCUGAACUUCUGCGAGACGCCGAUGCUAACCUCCUCCCUGCUCUCCUCCGCCUCCAGGAGCUGGUGGAGGACAAUGUUACCAUCAUCCUGCUCAGUGAAAUAGUCUGGGACACGUUCAGACCGAACACAGGCUGUUUCGAGCCUCUCCUGCUCCAUUUCCCCGACUACAGUAAAGUUGAGCUGCAGCAGAUUUUGUCCCAGGACAGACAUCCGUCGUAUUCCGCUGAGCUUUACUCCUUCUAUGUCAACAUCCUGCUGGGAGUCUUCUACUCGGUCUGCCGAGACCUCCGAGAGCUGCGACACCUGGCUGCCCUCAACUUUUCAAAGUUCUGCGAGCCGUUGGAAGAAGGGAAAGUGAAGGAAACGGACACACACAAGUUGUGGAAAAACAUCGAGCCUCACCUCAAAAAGGCCAUGCAGACCGUUUACCUCCGGGAGGUGUCCAGUCUUCAGUGGGAGCAGAUGCAGCAAACGGAGGACGAGACGGGAGCUCCGAAAGGUUUAUCGGCUCACACUCACGUCGAACUGCCGUUUUACUCCAAGUUCCUGCUCAUCGCUGCUUAUCUGGCCUCCUACAACCCGGCCCGCACAGAUAAACGCUUUUUUAUGAAGCACCACGGAAAAAUCAAAAAGACCAACUUUUUGAAGAAAAAUGAAAAGACGACUAACCACCUUCUUGGGCCGAAACCCUUCCCUCUGGACCGCCUGCUGGCCAUCUUCUACAGCGUGGUGGACGGCAGAGUCACUCCGACCGCCAGCAUCUUCUCCCAGAUCUCAUCUCUGGUGACCUUGCAGCUGCUGGCUCAGGUGAGUCACGACGACCAGCUCGAUAGCCCCAAGUACAAGUGUGCCGUUUCUCUGGAAUUCAUCUGCAACAUAUCCAGGACGGUGAACUUUGACAUCAUGAAGUAUCUGUACGACUUCCUGUGAGGCGGCGGCGGCGUGCGAGUGAGAGGUGACAGAAAUACAAAGAGAGCUUUCUUUAACCAUCACAACAAUGAGGGAUUUACUCUGUGCUGCUGCCCCCUUGUGGUUGAAAUGGUUACUUGUGUCCAUUAAAUGUUUGCAUUUCUACUAAAUUA
Messenger RNA from Oryzias melastigma (Indian medaka), 2120 nucleotides. RefSeq names its product origin recognition complex, subunit 5 (gene orc5). Gene Ontology annotation, cellular component: nuclear origin of replication recognition complex; nucleus. The coding region runs from base 643 to 1968 and encodes 441 amino acids. Gene Ontology annotation, molecular function: DNA replication origin binding. The record is from RefSeq and is a predicted model, not a curated record. Gene Ontology annotation, biological process: DNA replication initiation; DNA replication. The transcript is spliced from 14 exons. NCBI's taxonomy places the organism in Eukaryota, Metazoa, Chordata, Actinopteri, Beloniformes, Adrianichthyidae.